CUCGUUUGGUGGUCGAAUUUAUGAUGGAAGUACAAAGUAUGAACCUCUUAUCGGUCCAUGAUAGAUACAUGUAAAUACUUCCCAUCGGAGUUGACCUUCCGCGUCUAGGAGGACCCUUGAUAACGAAGGCAAGUCGAUACCGAUAAUGUCGGCCUAUCUUGACCUUUUGAGCUGAGCUUGAAUGAUAGUAACUGCAGUCCUUCAAUCCAGAUAAUGAUGUUGAGUCUUGCUGUAUGUAGCGCGUUGCUGCCAGAGUGUUGCCGCUUUUCGCCUUUCCAUCUCGUGCGUCGGUCCCAAGCAUCAAUCUCACUUUCCUAUCAACAUGCUCUUACAGCGAGCUUCUACUCUGGCCACAUCACUAACACAAAGAUCGGGUAAGCUACUCCUGUCGUCUCAUCACCGUGCGUAAUAUGAACAUCGGUUCGACACGUUGUCGUCAAGCUACAUGGCUUCCAGAGGACCAUCUGAAAUCAAUGAGCUCUGAGGCAGACUCACGGCGUCUGUCUCAACUCACAGAUCGACCCACUCUCCAUGAAUUCCUAGCUAGUGAUAGGGCCACAAUCACAACUUUCUUAAUAGGUCACCGAGAUCCAUAUCGGCCUUCCCAAAUGGCAACCACAUCCCCUCACCAACGCGCCAAGCCAAAACUGAUCCCGGAAGCCGGCAGCUCGAUGCAUCCAACCACAUCCGCCAAGCCAACCUGACUCUCUCCACCAAACGCCACCAAAACUAAAAUCCCUUCGAUCGUUUCUUUUUCCACAGAUCCUUCACCCUGGUAUAGAGUGGUCUAUGAUGGAGCAAAACAAGAAGCCCAACGUGGGGCUCGAACCCACAGCCUCAAGAUUUCAGGAUAGAAGUCUUGCGCG
This is a messenger RNA of Aureobasidium subglaciale EXF-2481, 866 nucleotides long. RefSeq lists its product as uncharacterized. NCBI's taxonomy places the organism in Eukaryota, Fungi, Ascomycota, Dothideomycetes, Dothideales, Saccotheciaceae. The transcript has a single exon. The coding region runs from base 411 to 704 and encodes 97 amino acids. The record is from RefSeq and is a predicted model, not a curated record.